This is a messenger RNA of Darwinula stevensoni, 918 nucleotides long. The record is from the annotation of a GenBank genome assembly. NCBI's taxonomy places the organism in Eukaryota, Metazoa, Arthropoda, Ostracoda, Podocopida, Darwinulidae.
AUGGCGGAUACUACAAGCACCAACACAUCAGUGGAUGACAGAACAGAAGGGGAGAACCCCACCAGAGAUCUCCUAGCAGAUGGCAUCGUUAAUAUGUUGAAGCCUACUGUGGAUCAGAUCGAGGAAAGGAUCAAAUUUACAAGGAUCAGGCAAGUUGAACUUCAUCAACAUAUAGAAACCCUUCUCAUUGAUCUUCAGCGGAUCUCAGAAGCUCAACCUGCACCUCUGGACUUCGAAGAAUAUGUAAAGAAGCUGACCAACACCAAGAGGAGGGUUAUGGUCAUCAAUAAUAUUCUUCACAAUGCUCAAUUUGAAGGAUUUGGUAACUGCAAAGGUGCUGGUCUACUGCACCGCCUCCAUCUUUCCCUCCUUCAUCUGGAUGACGAGGUGGAAAUGGAGACACCACAUUUUGACCACUUGUGCCAAGAGAGAUACUCCAGUGUGUAUGAACCAGCAGAAGAUUCCUUUCUCCUCCUUGAUGCCCUUGAGCAGGAUUUGGGUGUCAUAAACUCUACAAUGCCGUUAAUAUGUCUCGAGGUCGGAUGCGGCAGUGGCGUCGUGAUCUCGGCACUCGGUCGCUGCUUGGAAACCCCUGCCCUCUGUCUUGGUGUGGAUAUCAAUCCAGUUGCUUGCCACUGCACCCAAAUCACAGCACAGAAGAAUGGGUCCAAUGUCGAUGUGAUAUGCGCAGACCUAGCAAUCCUGUUGCUCGGUCGGCUUGAAUCUAGCAUAGAUGUCCUUAUUUUCAAUCCUCCAUAUGUGGUCACUGAAUCAGCAGAAGUCCUCGAGCCAGGUCUGCCUCGGUCGUGGGCAGAUAUCCUAACAAACGACCAGUUUUCAUUGAAUAAUGAAAGCAGGGUGUCGCCUGGCUUCAAGAAGCAUCAGUAUUCAUCCCAACUGCUUAUGAAGGAUCGAUAA